AUGAUUUUCCUUGUUUCGAUGCUCUUUGGCAUACAGGUGCUUUGCUCCUGGGCUGCCCCUCCUCCUGCCAGAGAAGCACAGACUGCACUGCUUUCCCUCGCCUGUGAUGACCCUGCAGUGGAGGAGACUGCAGAUCUGGCUCUUGGCCAGAUCAAUGCUGACCAAAAAGAGGGCUACAUACUCAGUCUCAGUCGGAUUUUCAGUGUCCAAGAGCACCCUCAGGAAAUCACUGGUUCUGUCUUCUAUCUUAUCCUGGAUGUAGUAGAUACUGAAUGCCAUGUACUCAGCAGAAAGCCGUGGAAGAACUGUAAGACCAGAGUUGCUCAUCAAACUGUUUAUGGUCAAUGCAAAGUAAUCAUCUACAUUAAUCAACCAAGAAAUAUUGCUCAUCUGAAUACUUAUGAGUGCAUUUUACAACCAGUUCCACCCAGAUACAUUUGGAGAUUAUGUCCUGAUUGCCCACUUGAUGACUAUCCAUCUGAGCCCAAAUACUUGGAGGCUGCUGUUCAAUGCCUGGCCAAGUUCAAUGAAGAGAGUGAACAAACUCAUUAUUUCUCUCUUGUCAAUGUCACAAGAGCUUCAAUGCAGUGGGUCACUGGUCCUGCGUAUUUUGUAGAAUUUUUAAUUCAGGAGACAUCCUGCUCUAAAAAUGACACAAUUGCUGACGUCCUUAAAUGCAAGUCACUUUCAUUGGAACUAGCUCAAAUAGGUUUCUGCAAAGGCUCUACAGCAAGCAGUGACAUGGACCAUAAACAGAUUGUGACAGUAUCCUGUGAAAUCUACAGUCUACAGGAUCCUGCCAUUGAAGAGGGGAAACAACAAGCUAAGCAGACACCUGGAAACUCCAGUGAGAAUCAACAAGCUUUCCCUUCAGAAACCAAUCCUUUCUCACCACACCUUGAAAAAACAGUAGGCUGGGUUAAAAUUCUAGCCCCUUCAACUGAGGACAUCUCUUUCCAAAACCUACCAGAAAGGCAAAAACAUAAAGGUGGAAAGCCAGUUCCACCUAAGGCUGUAGGAUCUGCCCCCAGGCUUGAUGGAGAAGAGGCUCAGGUAAACAAAUCAGACUUGAUCAAACCAGGCAUUGGACCAGUUAUUCUCCCUUUUCCUGAAGAAUUUUCUCUGUCAGACUCAUGCCCAGGAGAAACAAAGAAAAUAAAUUCCAUCCUUCAGCCUUUGCUGCCUAAGAAGCCUACCAGAGCCUAA
Molecule: messenger RNA, 1206 nt
Organism: Colius striatus (speckled mousebird)
Lineage: Eukaryota; Metazoa; Chordata; Aves; Coliiformes; Coliidae
Gene: FETUB
Product: fetuin B
Exons: 7
Coding region: 1-1206 (401 amino acids)
Biological process (GO): binding of sperm to zona pellucida; negative regulation of endopeptidase activity
Cellular component (GO): extracellular region
Molecular function (GO): cysteine-type endopeptidase inhibitor activity; metalloendopeptidase inhibitor activity
Source: RefSeq, a predicted model, not a curated record